AUGGCUCCCAAAACUCCAGUUGGAAAGAAAGGUGAAAAGAAAGCAGGCAAAAAGGCCAAUGUUGAUAGCAAGAAGAAGAGGAGAGGAAAGAGAAAGGAAAGUUAUGCUAUCUACAUCUACAAGGUGUUGAAACAGGUUCACCCUGACACUGGAAUCUCCAGCAAAGCCAUGGGCAUCAUGAACUCGUUCGUCAACGACAUCUUCGAGCGCAUCGCCACCGAAGCUUCCCGCCUUGCUCACUACAACAAGAAAUCAACCAUCAGCUCACGCGAGAUCCAGACCGCCAUCAGGUUGCUUCUACCCGGGGAACUGGCAAAACACGCUGUCAGCGAAGGAACCAAGGCUGUGACCAAGUACACCAGCAGCAAGUAAAUUCACUGAGUGAGUUUACCGCCAAAACCAAAGGCUCCUUUAGGAGCCACCAACUGUUAUAAAAGCCAAUGAUCAUUUCGUAUUUCUAAAGUUUCUAUCCAACAGUCGAUUUUCACAAGCCCGCGCUGCAUUACAUUGAUCGACACUGAGUUUAAAAUCGCCUUUUGGUUGACCGCAAUAAUUCCAAUUGGCUUUGCGCGCAAAUUGAACUAAGUUUUCCCGACAAUUCACUACAAAACCUUAAACACGAUAUUCAAAAUACAAUGCGGCAGGUUUCCAAAAGGAAUUUCAAAGGCACUUCUGAGCCAAAUUUCUCUCUUUCUUUCAGUUUGGGUUUUGCGCGCGCAAAGUACGCAACUAGAUUAUGAGCCGCAUCGGGUCUUCUAUUAGGAGGGGGGUACGAAUACCGCAAAACGGCACAGAAAUAUGUAUAAACACCGCACAAAAUAACAUAAGAAAACCGCGUUGAAAUUACCCGAAAAUUUGUGAAUACCGCAAGACGCUUGUUUUGUAAAACCGCAAGACCGCAAACCCGUACGUCCCCUUCUAUUAGACCUAGGCAACGCAUGUAUCUACGUAAAAUGCUGAGCUUUAAAAAAAAAAAAGACUUUCAGCUUUUACUUCAAAUUCAACAACCUUUAGAAAAAUAGUUCCGACGACCGUCUAGGCCAGGGUUUAAGUAAAGCGUGACAAUGGGCGAAGAAAAUGGAGUUAGUGUAAUUUAUGCAAGCCCAGAAUAAAUUGCCGUUUGGUGCGCGCCGCAUCGGUGCAAAGCGUGACGCUAAAAAAGGAAUGAAAAGCAAAUUGAAGGACGAACUGCAACAAAUUUCUUUUCACGAGAGCGCAAAGAGGAUCUUAAAGUAGCUGUGUUUUUUAAAUUGCCCCUGAAUGCCAUUCGCUGCAUUUGUCCUUGUUUGGCACGCUGAUGUGCUUGGGUGUUUAGGCUCACACUGUCAUAGUCUAAUGAAAAUUAUGCUAAUUUCCUGACUCUUUUAGUUCUUUUGUUGAAACGGUUCGCAAUAUCAGAAAAAGAAGAAAAGAAACCUUAAACCAGUGAUCACUGUUACAAAGAGACAACGGCCUCAAGUCAAGAAAGAAAUGACUCAGUAUGACCCAGAACCAAGAAUAGAUUUCAAAUAAUUUUCAUAGGAAGAGACUGUAUCUAGAUUGAUUUCAGUAGCGGGUUAUCUAACAAAGGGCCAGCAGUAUUUAAGGGUGCAACUUCCCAUGGAACUCUUACAAUCUAUUUGCUUACAUCCAAAGAAGUCAAGGAAUACAUCCACAAUAUAAUAUUAGCGUUUCCUUUACUAGAAAACGAACGAAAAUUUUGAAAUUCAGUCCGGUGGAACACUAAAGUAGCGGUGGAUAGCAAGCCACCAAUCAAAUUUUACCACUAAGUGAAAACAAUCAAGGCAAAGAAAGGCAACAUUUCGUCCAAUCAAACAACCGGGAUUUCGAUCCGCGCAUAAAUUAUCUAUAAGAUAAAUAGCGCUAUCGUCGACGCGAUAAUUCAUUACAUUGCAGCAGCAAUCUUGAUAAUAUGGCUCCCAAAACUCCAGUUGGAAAGAAAGGUGAAAAGAAAGCAGGCAAAAAGGCCAAUGUUGAUAGCAAGAAGAAGAGGAGAGGAAAGAGAAAGGAAAGUUAUGCUAUCUACAUCUACAAGGUGUUGAAACAGGUUCACCCUGACACUGGAAUCUCCAGCAAAGCCAUGGGCAUCAUGAACUCGUUCGUCAACGACAUCUUCGAGCGCAUCGCCACCGAAGCUUCCCGCCUUGCUCACUACAACAAGAAAUCAACCAUCAGCUCCCGCGAGAUCCAGACCGCCAUCAGGCUGCUUCUGCCCGGUGAACUGGCAAAACACGCUGUCAGUGAAGGAACCAAGGCUGUGACCAAGUACACCAGCAGCAAGUAAAUUCACUGAGUGAGUUUACCGCCAAAACCAAAGGCUCCUUUAGGAGCCACCAACUGUUAUAAAAGCCAAUAACAUUUCAUAUUUCUUUAGUGUCUGUAUAACAGUCGAUUUUUUCAAGCUAGCACUGCAUCGCAUUGACCGACAUUGAUUGACCGCAGUAAUUCCAGUUGGCUUUGCGCGCAAAUUGAAUUAACUUUCCCUACUGACUUACUUUCUUUUCCACUUACUGCACAUAAAAAGCUUGAAGUUGAUAGUCGAGAUUUGAUGCGGAAGGUUUCCGAAAAGAAUUUCUAAGGCAUGCAAUUCUGGGUCAAAUGUCUUUCAUUCCCUCAGUCUGGAUUUUGAGCGCGCAAAGUACGCAACUGAAUUAAGUGCAGUGCCGUAUCUUCUAUUAGAUCUGACCAGAUCGAGACAACGAUGUAUGUAUGUUCAAUGUUGCCGGAACAGUAAAUGCUUAGCCUUUCGAAAACUUUUCAGCUGUGACUUUAAAUUCAAGUAACUUAUAGAAAAAAAGGAUCGAAGACCGUUUAGCCCAGGAUUUAGAUAAAGCGUGAAAGAGUAAUUUAUGCAAGCCAGCAUUGCAAGUGCUGUAGAGUGCUUAGCCGAGCUUGACGUUAUUAAGGGAAGGAAUGAAAGGCAAACUGAACCAGGAACAGGAACAUAUUUUUCUGACGGGUGGGCAAAACUGAUAUUCAAGAAGCUGCGAUAUUUUUUAUAGUUGCCCUUGGAUGCCUUUUGCUACAUUUAUCCUCUUGGCCCGCUUACAAAAUUGAGUGCAGGGUUCGCACAAGUCAUAGUUCAAGAAAAAAUUAUGCUAAUGAUGCUUCAGUUCUUUUGUUGACAUGGGUCGCAAUGUCAAAAAAGAAAUCCUUGAACCAGCAAGUGCUGUGGAAGAAAUUAAACAGGAUAAAGACAUAAGAGCAACAUGA
Porites lobata is the source of this 3213-nucleotide messenger RNA. The record is from the annotation of a GenBank genome assembly. NCBI's taxonomy places the organism in Eukaryota, Metazoa, Cnidaria, Anthozoa, Scleractinia, Poritidae.